Molecule: messenger RNA, 2521 nt
Organism: Perkinsus marinus ATCC 50983
Lineage: Eukaryota; Perkinsozoa; Perkinsida; Perkinsidae
Exons: 1
Molecular function (GO): nucleic acid binding; zinc ion binding
Source: RefSeq, a predicted model, not a curated record
UGAAGAUUCCCAACAAUUGGCUCCGAUGCAGGGACCUACGGUUGGACUUUUCGACACUAACGUGACCAACUUUCAGCUUUUCCAGUCUAAGGUUAUUCUGCUCCUUGGGCCGUUUCGCUCAAGUUCGUGGAUCACCCAGUAUAAGAAGCUAGAGGAGAAGGAGAAGGGUUCCGGAGACUGUGUAGUUCAGAACACCGUGUACGCCCAUGUCUCAGAGGAAUUGUUUCGGUCAGGCUACAUUAACACUAAAGACUCUACUAAACUGCCUAAGUAUUUGGACGCUGUGUGCGAGUUUCUAUAUUCGGCAGCUUAUCAUGUGAGUAAUGGACUCACACUCACUUCUAUGUCGAAUCGCAGUGAGCUGAUUGCGUCUUUAGAGUUGGCCUUCAAUGAGAAUAUUGGGAGCCGAACUGUUACCCCUGCUAUUAAGGAGGAGCGUGUGUUAACUACAUCGACCACUCUGCCAAGGGAUUCAACUAGUUGUCCGCUCUCUUUGAAGGACUUCCGGAAAGAGUCUGAUAUGGCCGAGAAUCUUCGUGAAAUUGCCCCGUUCAAAGGCGAACGGGACCCUCGGUCUGCUACACGAUGGCGACGUGAAGUUAAAGAUCAAUGUGAUCAUCUCGCGUCGCCUAUCGUUACCUUUUAUUAUGCUAAACGAAGUUGUGACCCUGCUGUUUGGAAGAAGCUAUGGUUCGAUGAUAUGCGUGAUAUUCCUCGAACAUAUGAUGCUUAUUCCAGUGCGAUUUCGACAGUGUGGACUAGAGCGACUAAUUACGACUCCCAGGUGACACGAGAAAUUUUGCUCGUGAAUUGGGUCAAUCUGAAGCAGCGACGAAAUGAGUCUGUGGCCGACUUCGCUGAGCGACUAAGAGAUCUGCGUGCUGAACGUGAACUACUGGAUAUGGCACCAAAAGAUGAUGAAGUCAAGGCCAUUCUCCGACGAGGACUGAAGAAUCCAAAGCUCGCUUUAUGGGCAUUGGAUCGUACUCAUCUGAAGGUCGACCAGUUCAUCUCUAAGAUCAUUAGUCGAGAAGAGAAGAUGAAUCGGCUUGGUAUUUUUGGUAGGAGCAGUGACUCCUUGAACCGAAAGACUGAUGACAAAGGUAGAGGCAAGUGCAAAGCAUUUGCGAGCACAGGUGCCUGCCGUUUCGGCGAUCGAUGUAAGUAUGCUCAUAUCAAGGACACGUCAUUUGGUGAACCGACGCGUCCUAAGGAUACUUCUGAUACUGGUCCAACUUCUACUGUGACUACAGCGCCUAUCUCGAAGCCGACUGGUGAUGCUACUUCGUCCUCGCCUUCUACGACUCGGAAAAUGAUAUGUUACAAGUGUCGACAAGAAGGGCAUAUUUCUAAAAAUUGCCCUAUGCAGAAUCCUGUGGCUGAUAAUGCGACCGAUCCUCUCAAGGCAGUGACCGUUGACUAUGUGGAGCCUAUUCGAAUUUUCGACUCCAUGACAGUAGAUUUUAAGGUCGCAUCACCUGCCAAUGUAGCUCAGAGUUGUCCUUUCAAGGCCUUGUUGGAUACUGGUGCGAAGCGUAACUACAUUGAUAGUAUCCUGGCUGAAGAUAUAUGUUCUCGUUUGUCGACCACUAUCGCCGACCUUCCUACUACUCAUGUAUCAUCGCAGGUAGAUGGUACGACUCUUAAGGCUACUAGAUGCCUUAAGUUAUAUCUCUCAACAGUUAAUCCGGUGUUGGGUGACCCUAUUCUACAAUUUCUGGUAUUAGAGAAGUUGAGUCCCAAGGCCAUCGUUGGCCUAGACGGUAUGAAGCGUCUAGGCACUGAGAUUGUCCUUGACGAUAAGAUGAUGGUUCAGUUUAAGCCUCCGAGGUUGCCCAAAUUGAAUAAUAUUGUUCAAGAUUAUCACGGAGACCUUGUGGCCGUACUCGAUGAUGGUGAAGAUAUCUGGUCGAACCAGACUCCUUUGAGCUCUACUGUGUGCCAGUCUCCCAGUGAUGGUAUUGCGUCAAUUGAAGAGGAGAUGUCUGUAGACGCUGCUAUUGAUAAGCUCAAGAACUGGCAAUCGGUGAAUAGUGCUCCUGAUUAUAAGAUGAGGGUCCGAGAGUUAGAUGACGAUGAAGACCGUGACGUACCUCAACAACGUUAUUGCUUUGAGUUAUCGAUUCCUAUGAAGGAGAAUGGUAAGAAGAUCCGCCAACAACAGUACGACUAUUCUGGUGCUAUGAUUGGUAAGCUGAAACCUGAAGAACGGGAAAACUAUAAGAAUGAGAUUGAUGGCUAUAUAAGGGCUGGUUAUUGGCAGGAUCUGGAAGUAUCCCCAUUGCCUCGACGUUAUAACUGUGCAAUCUCUGAUCUUCUUCCAGUGGUAGUGUUCCCCGUCAAGCAAGAGGGGCGACAUACUCGUAUUCGCCCCUGUGCAGAUGCACGGGGGGCCAAUGAGCAAUCCCCCCGUGCUUCUUAUCGUGGUGGUUGUAUAUCCUCUAUCCUUCAGCAUAUUAUGAUUGGCUGGCGUGAAGGUUUCUGCGUGCAUACCCGAGAUGUGAAGAAGGCCUUCUAUAAA